UGUGCUUCAACCUCAUUCUUGAAUAGAAUAAAUCUUGAAGUCAUCACACAUCAAAGAUACCCCUGCAUUUUACACAUUUUUAGUAUAUUGACGGGUAUCUCUUGAUAUUAAGUUAACUAAGCGAUAAAGCUGACGACAGUUCCUUGCAUCAGAGGGAAGUUAAAGAUUCAAGCCAAGGUAUUUCCACCUUAGUUAAAUAAAGAAAGGGUUGAAAAGGGAAUGGAUCAGUUGCUUCAAAUCAAGAACUCUAGAUUAAAAGGAGAAUCUUGAAAAGGCACAGACAUUACAUACUCUUGAAGCAACACAUAUAUCCUUAUAUACAUAUAAAGAAACAAAAAUAUUCAUAAACAAACAAGUGUGACUAAAGGCAGAGGGAGUUUUCAAGCCAUGGAAGAAAUGGUGGUGGAAGCUCUCCUCUUUGGUGAUAGACAAGCACAGCUCCUUGCUGCAAGACAACUUGGUCAAUUUUCCAGCAAGCAAAGGCACAAGAUCGUCGAAAAAGGCAUAGUUCCUCCAUUGAUUUUGAUGCUGAGUACUAAUGAUUAUGAAGUCAUUGAAGCUGCACUUUUUGCUCUGCUUAGUAUAGCUUUUCGCAGUGAAAGGAACAAGAUACUCAUAGCAAAAUCAGGGGCUAUACCAGUGUUAUUAGAUGUGCUUCAAUGCGAAAACGAGUUGUUAGUUGAGUUAGGAGUGGCAGCUCUCUUGACCCUCUCUUCUUGUGCUUCAAACAAGUUGGAAAUUGCUGCAUCUGGGACUAUCCCACUUCUACUUGAAUUGUUAAAUUCACAAGCCUACAACAGCAUGAGCUUGCAGGCUAAUUUGGACAUCUUGUCUAUACUUCACAAUCUUUCAACUUGCCAUCAGCUCAUCCCUUCUAUUGUUUCAUCUGGUGGGGUAGCUACCCUGCUUGGAUUAAUUAGCCUGGCGUCGGAAACGAAAACAGAAGGAGAAGUGAUUGUGGAGAAAGCCAUGGUAUUGCUAGAGAAUAUUGUUUCUUUAUCAAGAAUUGGACUAGAGGAAGCUGCAGGAACAGAUGGAGCAAUUCAGUGUUUGGUUGAGGCCAUGGAGGAAGGUUCAAGACAAUGUAAAGAAGAUGCAGUGGCAAUUUUACUCCUAAUAUGUGAGAGCUGCAGAGAGAGAUACAGAGGGAUGAUAUUGAGGGAAGGAGCUAUGGCAGAACUGCUUCAGUUGAGUGUGGAUGGGACAAGGAGAGCCAGAGACAAUGCUAAAAGACUGCUUUUGCUUUUGAGAGACCGUUCUCAUUGCAGCCCAAAGAAUAAACAGCCAAAGAAUAUUCUGCUAUUGGAACAUGUUAUGAGACAAAUUGAGCAAGGAGUUGGAGAGAGAGCAGGGAUGUCAGUUGCUCUCUUGGAGGAAAUGAUUUCAAAACUUAGAACAUGACAUUUUCAUGUGCUAGAUGUUCGAGUUGUGCUGAUAAUUGCAGUAAACUUCAUUUGCUUUCUGAGUUUUGGAAGGGGUACAUGACCAAUGUUGUAUGAUUAUUAUAUCAUAUAUCUGCACAUAAACUUGGGAUUUA
Molecule: messenger RNA, 1537 nt
Organism: Nicotiana tabacum (common tobacco)
Lineage: Eukaryota; Viridiplantae; Streptophyta; Magnoliopsida; Solanales; Solanaceae
Product: U-box domain-containing protein 45
Molecular function (GO): protein binding
Source: RefSeq, a predicted model, not a curated record